Messenger RNA from Medicago truncatula (barrel medic), 2146 nucleotides. Its product is annotated as rust resistance kinase Lr10. The transcript has 3 exons. Lineage: Eukaryota; Viridiplantae; Streptophyta; Magnoliopsida; Fabales; Fabaceae. Gene Ontology annotation, biological process: protein phosphorylation. The coding region runs from base 161 to 1894 and encodes 577 amino acids. Gene Ontology annotation, molecular function: ATP binding; protein kinase activity. The record is from RefSeq and is a predicted model, not a curated record.
UUUUCCUUGGAUGACGUUGCAAUGUACAUAUGAUUCUUGGACUUUGAACGUUUUAAUCUAUAUUUUCUUGCAGCAUUAUUUUCAACUUUAAAUGCAUAUGCUUUUCCUUUUAGAGAGCUGGCAAUGCCAUAUAUGAAAUUAUACAAGUUUGAAUAUAAUUAUGAUUCCCUUCAACAUGUCACUCACAAUGUUAGCAUUGCUACUGCUGAUAUCAAUGAACCUUGUCAAUGGUCAGAACAAUGAUAACUCGUCCGAUGAAUGCCCCUUUCGUUUAUCUUGUUCGCAUAACAAGAAUCAAAUCAUUGAGUUUCCAGCAGAUCCAGUUCCAGUAAAGCUCCUCGUUACAGACAUAGAUUGUCAAUCUCAACAAUUAUACCUAUCUCACCCACAAAAUUGUCUUUCUAGUAUCUUUGUAACACACAAUUUUUCACUAUUUUAUCCUUUUAGCCUUGCUUCAUUAUUUAAUCGUCCUAGCAGCGUCAACAACGUUACUUUCUUUAAUUGCUCUUCAGUUGGACAACAUCUCAGAAGCUGGGAACAAACAAAACCCGGUGCCCAAGACAUGUUAUCUUGUCCAAUUUAUGUUGCUGAUUUAUCUGAAAGUGUCAUCGAAUUGGACUUAUUACGUUGCACCAGAAUGUUUGAUAAAGUUUUGCCAAUAGAUUUAAGUUUUAGAAAUAACUAUCUCAAAUUGAAUUGGUCAGAACAAACUUUUCAUAGUCAAUGUUUACAACCACAGAUUAAAUCAAAGCACACAUCCAUUAUUGCUGCAACAACAGGGGCAAUUGUUGGUUCAACUAUUCUGGUUGUUUUGUUUGGUGUUUUCUUUCGAGUAUACCUCUAUUAUAGGAUGAAAGGAGAAGAUCAAACUAGACUUGAAAACUUUUUGAAGGAUUAUGAAGCGUCAAAGCCAACUAGAUUUUCUUAUGCCGAUAUCAAGAGAAUUACUGAUCAAUUCAAGGAAAAGCUGGGCGAAGGAGCUCAUGGAGCUGUCUACAAAGGUAAAUUAUCGAGUCAAAUUCUUGUUGCUGUGAAGAUGCUUAAUAAUACAGAAGGAGAUGGGAGAGAGUUCAUAAAUGAAGUAGGAACUAUGGGAAAAAUCCAUCAUGUUAAUGUUGUCCGGUUACUUGGCUUUUGCGCUGAUGGAUUUUAUCGUGCUUUGGUUUAUGACUUUUUCCCUAAUGGUUCGUUGCAAAAUUUCAUUUCUUCACCUGACAACAAGGAUGUUUUCCUUGGUUGGGACUUAUUGCAACAGAUUGCUCUAGGCAUUGCCAAUGGAAUUGAGUAUCUUCACCAGGGCUGUGAUCAAAGAAUUCUUCAUUUUGAUAUCAAUCCGCACAAUAUCUUGUUAGAUGACAAUUUUACUCCAAAAAUAUCAGACUUUGGUUUAGCCAAGUUGUGCUCCAAAAAUCAAACUAUUGUAUCGAUGACUGCGGCUAGGGGAACAUUAGGAUACAUGGCACCUGAAGUAUUUUCUCGAAACUUUGGGAAUGUCUCUUAUAAAUCUGAUAUAUACAGCUAUGGAAUGUUGCUGCUGGAGAUGGUCGGAGGAAGAAAGAAUACUAAGACAGUCACAGAUGAAGAAAAUUUUCAAGUUUUGUAUCCAGAUUGGAUCCACGGUUUGUUUGAAGGGGGAGAUAUACAUAUCCCUAUUGAUGAAGAUGGAGAUUAUAGAAUUGCAAAGAAACUAGCAAUUGUCGGACUUUGGUGCAUUCAGUGGCAUUCAGUGCAUCGACCAGCCAUGAAAAUGGUGGUGCAGAUGCUACAUGGAGAGUUAGACAAGUUAAAAGUUCCCACCAAUCCUUUCAAUGAUUCAUCUUCAACUAACGGAACCGCAUAUACAGCUACAGAAUAUUUCAAUUCAGAACUAGAUGUGAUUCAAGAACUGGAAUAGAAUAGAAUAUAAAAGUAUUAUUGUUACUUGAUAUGGUUUGUUUAGUUUCAUUUCUUUAAGUUUGUUUCUGUUUUGUUUCCUUUUCAUCCACAUUAUAUUUUGAGAUUCCUCCGUGUUGAUCAAUAGCAAUGGAAAAUCUGUAGAGUACAUGUAGAAGAUAACAACGAGAGUAUAGCUAGCAAAUAAUUGAAUUAAUAUAGUGAUAACAGUUAUGAGAGUAACAAAAUACUACUAUUAAACCGUUUAUCUGAA